AUGAUAUUGCAAGCAUUCUCCUGGUUAUUCAUAAGAGAAUUAGAGGAUGAGGAGCUGCCUAAUGUUGUUCAUCGAAACUCUGCCGCAAUUAAGGUUGAUUAUGUUCCUCUCAGAAAAAAGAAAGGAUUCCCCUCAUGUUUCAAGGUUGCCAACAGAGACAAGGAUGAUACUUUUGUGCCCACGCGGAAGAAAAACAGAGAAUAUGAUAACAUAUUAAGUGUAAGGCUAGCUAGGAAGAGAGGGCGGCCAGCGGGCUCCAAACCUGCUAAGAGAAAGAUGGAGCAGAAAAGGGCACGGAAGCCGGCAUUGGUUGAUGAUAUUCAUAACUCGGAUUUGACAGGCGAUACGGAGACAAAGAGAAAGAAAGGUGGGGCAGCGAGUUCCAAGCCUGUUAAGAUAAGGAUGGAGCAGAAAAUGGCACGGAAACCGGCAUUGGUUGAUGACAUUCAUGACUCGGCAUUGACAAGCGAUGCGGAGGCAAAGGUGAAAUUGCCAGGAGAAUUUCCAGCUUCACCAAGCAGGAAGAGAGGCGCGCCAACCGGUUUCAGAUCUGCCAAGAGAAGGAUGGGGAGGAAAAUAGCACGGAAACCAGCAUUGGUUGACGACAUUCUUGGAUCAGAUUUGACAAGCGAUACAGAAGAAGAAAAGGUGAAAUUGCCAGGAGAAUAUCCCAGCUUCACCAAGAGUAUGUUGAAAUCACACGUAGUUAAAGGUUUUUGGCUGGGUCUACCGGGUAGCUUUUGCACGGAGCAUCUUCCAAAGAAGAAUGAUUUAAUCACAUUAGAAGAUGAGCAUGGGGAGAGCUAUGAUACAAAUUACCUACAUAACAGCAAGGCGCUCAGCGCUGGGUGGGGAGGAUUUGCGCGUAAGCAUAAUUUAAGGGUCGGCGAUGAUGUAGUCUUUCGACUCGUCCUAAAGAAAAAAUUCAAGGUGUAUAUACUAAGAGGCGGAGCACCGGGUUUCGACACGCCCAAGGAGAAUAGCAUACAGAACGAAGCAGAAGGUUCCGACCAUGGUGUCAUAUCUAAGGAGCAUCCAAAGGUCAUUAUCACCAAAGACAACAACCCAGCAUCCGGCAACCAUGGCAACAAAAAUGUCAGUGGAGAAGCAGCAGGCAACGACAAAGACGACCCAGGCACCGAUCUCGGCUGCGUGGAGAACUUCAACGUUGUCAUCGACGGUUCGGUCAUCGACCUCCCCGACGACCUGCGCAGGAGGUACUACGGGAUCUGCUGCGCCCGGAAGGCGGUCCUCCACAGGAACUUGUUCGAGACAAACGAUAAGUUGGCUACCAGGGUGAUCAUGGAGACCAGCAACAUCGCGGAGUGCGUCAUGGCCCCCUUGCUUGCUGCUGCUUCUUCUUCAUCUCAUGAGGACCUCACGGUGUGGAAGAAGACGCUCGAAUUCUUGGAGCUCCUGGGAAUGGACGUGGCAUUCCUGUGCAGACGCGUUGACGACCUUCUCGCCAUCCAUGCUGCUCGGUCAUCGACAGUUCGAGUUUACAGCCGCCGCCGGUGUAGAAACUGA
Triticum aestivum (bread wheat) is the source of this 1527-nucleotide messenger RNA. RefSeq names its product B3 domain-containing protein Os01g0234100-like. NCBI's taxonomy places the organism in Eukaryota, Viridiplantae, Streptophyta, Magnoliopsida, Poales, Poaceae. The record is from RefSeq and is a predicted model, not a curated record. Gene Ontology annotation, molecular function: DNA binding. The transcript is spliced from 10 exons. Bases 1 to 1527 code for a protein of 508 amino acids.